GUUACAUUAGCAAAGACAUUUUUAGCUUGUGUCAUAAUCAACCAGUAUUAUAAAUAAAAAAGGAAUACAAUUUCAAAAAUUUCAUCUUCUUUCCGACCUUAGUUCCGGUUGCAUCAUCACCGCUCUGGAGAAGGACGGAGGACGCCUUUGAUCACGGGUCCUGGAUAGGAGCUGACGGGACUUGACGACGGACCGCGAAGAUUCUAAUACCUAUUAAGGCUAUAAACAAAAUAUCUAUGGAAAUUACAAUAAAUCCUGUAUAAAAUGUGACAAUCACAUGACACCUGAUGCCACAAACAUAACCAAAACAAAAUCUAAGACUUCAGCUACGAACGAGAUUUACUUAGAACGAUUGAUAAUAAUAAUGUCUUAAUCUAAAAACUAUAUUAACUUGAAGUCUUAAUUAAAAAACCAAGGAUGCCUUUCAAGAAGGUGAUGCGAGGGGUGCCCUCUGACCAGCUUUACGCCGAAGGUCUGAUGGCUCAUGACUGGGAGGCGAUGACCGCUAACCAGAGGGCCUGCACUGCCCGACUGGGCAUCACUAUACAGCAAGAGCAGGAGGCCUACUUGAUAACCCACCCUGAGGUUCGCGCAAUGUUGGAAAUAUUUGUGGCGAAAAUGACACUUCAACACAAAAGAAGGGACAUCUUGAAGGAAGCCGCAGAACACUUCACGAGACCAGAUACUGAGCUGGAUGAAGAAAUCAGGGAGAGACUCAAACUACCGCCGGACGUGCCUUAUACUGCGCAAGACAAAGAACCUUACAAGUUCAAGGAUUUGGACCUGGAAGUAGACCUGAAGAACAUAAUUCUAGAGCACUACCCCCCGGAACCGUGGAGGGUGCCAACGCCAUCUAUAUCCACCCCGGACACUGUUUCAUCAUCGUUCUUAUCCAUCAUCACUUCUGAUACUACACUGCCGACGCCUGAACCCAUACCCACACCGGAGCCAACGCUAUCCGAGACUUUCCUAGGUUUAAUUUCGAACACUGUGGAUAAAGCAAUCUUCCUCCACGUCGACGACUACUCUCUACGAUAUGACACCGCCUACGUAGAACUGACGCGAGCUGUAGAAGAAGCUAUGGAAAUUCCAGUAAUUGAGAUAAAGGAAGAUAUAGCAGAGCUGUAUUACAACGCAUACAAAUUGUUCGAACUUGAUAUUAUGGAGAAGGAAAGGAUUGCUGCUGAAAUCGCUUGGGAAAAGAGGAUGAGAAAGAAACUGAAGAGGACACUAAGAAGACAGAAUAAUUUCAGAGGUUAUGAGACACCCCCAACCCCCAAAUCGCAGAUCUCAUCCCACGAGAGUUACAAGAAGCCCCCACAACGACCUUGCGCUUGCCACCAACAGCAUCACUAUAACCGAUAUCCUAAGGACCGUUUCGGCAUCUACCUCCCUCGCAGCAAGGAGUUUAGCGCCCAGAACGUGACGGUGACCCCGGCCAUCUCCAUGGAGAGCAUCGAGGAGUCGCCGAACCAGCAGCAGGAAGAGGACGCCAAGUCCAUGGUUAGCAGGAAGUCAGCAGUGUCCACUAAGAGCGGCAAGAAGGCACCCGUUGCCGAAUAAGAUUUUUGUGGUCAUCGUUAAAGAAAUGAGAUGUUAAUUUUAGAUU
Amyelois transitella is the source of this 1609-nucleotide messenger RNA. RefSeq lists its product as uncharacterized. Bases 418 to 1563 code for a protein of 381 amino acids. Lineage: Eukaryota; Metazoa; Arthropoda; Insecta; Lepidoptera; Pyralidae. The record is from RefSeq and is a predicted model, not a curated record. The transcript has 8 exons.